AUGUCGACUCUCGCUUAUCCUCCUUCUUCCUCAUCAUCUUCCAUCUCCUCUUAUCGACCGGCCUCACCACUUUCCAGACCAUGUUCUCCUCUAUCCAAUGCAUCGGCAUCUCACUCCUACUCUCGAUCUACUUCGCCACAUUAUCAGCAUACCAGCAAAGCUAAAUCUGUAUCGUCAAUUCCCACUUAUCAUUCAAUCCAUCGGUUGACCCAGACACAAAUGUCAUUGGAUCAAGCCGGGUCCUCGAAUUCAAGUACGAAUACAAUAUCAAGAAGUUCAUCAUUGAAACAUCGACCUCAAUCACCUAAUUUUAGAGAAUUGCCGAACUCGGGAUUAUCAAGAUCUUCGUCAGUACGUUCAUGUAGAUCAAAGAAAUUCAUCUCGGAAACUCAAAUUCAAACCCAACCUCAAUCACCAUCUAGAUUACCUUCUAUAGAUUGCGUUUCUUAUUUUCCCCCUUUCGAAGAUAUGGGAAGUACCUCUUCUUCUGAUGAUGCUGAAACUGCUCGAGAUCAUGGACUACCUUCACGACUGGAAAGGAAAUCGAGUCAUCAUAGUCAUCAUAAAAAGGGGAAAAGUCUAAGUUCGAUUGCUGGUAUAAUGUCUGCUUCUUUAUCUUGGAGUCUUUCAGGUCUGGCAUGUACCAGCCCUACUACUACUUCGCCCAAUCAUCAGAAUAAAGAUGGAAACGAUGAUAAGGUUGUUGAAGCUCUGACUAAGCGAUUCUCUUCUUCAUCUUCGACAUCCUCCAAAAGAAGAGUAUUGGAACCGUUCACCUUGACUCCGUUAGAUCUGGAAACGACAACGAGUCACGAUGGAGAGGAUAGAUGUAAGAUGCAUAAGAGAAGGAUGAGGAGCGAGAUCGAAGUGGAUUUAUCCCUAGUCAGAAGUAAUAGUCUGAAAGAGAAAUUACAUGUGAGAGGUAAUAGUUUGAAAGGUGGAAGGGAUUCGAUGAAUGAUGAGGAUCUAGUGGAGAAUAUGUUAGCAAAUACACCCUCCCGUCCUUCCGCUCCAUCUACCCGUCGUACUCGACCUAAUCUUCGACUGCCUAUCCCCACUUUACCCAACUGGCGAUUCCCCCUUGGUCCGUCACCACCCGUCACAUGCCUAUCACCCGAUAUCCCUCUAGAAGCAUUUUCGACAGCUAUAGAUAAUCCCUGUCUUUUGACACCUUCUAGAACUACCUUCUCUCAGUCCCACUCCCCUUCUACAGGAGGAGAAGAAGUGGAAGGGGACGAAGUUGAAGUGGAAGUUAUAGAUUGUGGAUUAUCCGUUUCGGCCUCUCCAUCACCUACUAGUCCAUGUUCAUUUGGGAACGGACCAUCUACACCUCCUAAAGAUCAUAUCGCAGAAGAUAAAGUAUCUAUACAUAUUAACUCUUUAUCUCCAUGGUCAAAUUCCAAAGAAACUAAAUCUAAUAUGGAUGUGGACCUGGAUUUGAGAAGGAUUGAAAGUAGGACUAGCGAAUUAAGCAUAGAAACUAUCAAGAUCAAACAACCUAGUAAUGGCUGGUUGGACGUUACUCCUAAACUUAGUAAAAUAGUUAAGAGGGACAACUGA
Kwoniella botswanensis is the source of this 1560-nucleotide messenger RNA. RefSeq lists its product as uncharacterized. The record is from RefSeq and is a predicted model, not a curated record. The transcript is spliced from 2 exons. The coding region runs from base 1 to 1560 and encodes 519 amino acids. NCBI's taxonomy places the organism in Eukaryota, Fungi, Basidiomycota, Tremellomycetes, Tremellales, Cryptococcaceae.